AUGUUCAUCAGAUUUUGGAUAGCAUUCUAUUGCGUUGCAAUACUCGCAGCAGAUCGUAUCUUAAGGGAGCAGAAAUCCUUUCUUGACACUCUGGGCACGAAUCCCGGUUCAAUAAUCGAACAAUUCCGUCCAAAUCUCAGCGAUUUCGAGGAUGCAUACCGAUACAUUCACCAGCACCCUGAGCUAUCUUGCAAAGAACUCCAGACGGCCACAUAUAUCGAGGGAGAAUUGGAAAAAAUUGGGCUGAAGACGCAUAACAAAGUUGGUGGCCAUGGCGUUGUUGGCAUUCUUGAGAAUGGACCCGGCAGCAUAAUUAUGCUGCGAUCGGAGCUGGACGCGUUGCCCAUCCGAGAGCAGACUGGGCUACCAUAUGCGAGCAAGGAGUCCAUGGAGGAUAUUUGGGGAAGAGCACAACCUGUAAUGCAUGCCUGCGGGCACGACAUGCACAUGGCAUGCCUGCUCGCUGCCUGCAAGUUGUUGAGCAAUGCCAAGUCUUCUUGGUCUGGGACGCUGAUUGCAAUAUUCCAACCAAAUGAGGAACAUACAGGUGGGGCACAAGCGAUGGUGGACGAUGGUCUCUACGAUCUAAUUCCCGUUCCGGAUGUUGUAUUCGCGCAACAUUCGCUUGCGAUCAAGACCGGCAUGGUUAGUAUCAAAGCGGGUCCUGUGCUGGUGUCCGCGGAGACCAUGAGUAUUAGGCUUUUUGCGAGCGUUGGGUUUCCAGCCAAUCCUCAGCUGACAAUAGAUCCCGUUGUGGUGUCGGCGAGAAUUUUAGUACAACUCGAGAGUCUUGCUGCUCGAAUAGCUGGAGAUGACUACGCGUCCGUUGGAGUUCAGGAAAUCCACGCCGGCCAACCUGGAGAAGACUUUGUUGCAUUUGUGGAUAUCAUACUGGAUGUCAAAGCGUACAAUCCCUCGGUUCGGCAGGACUUGGUCGUAGCUAUCCAAGACCUUGUAGAAUUCGAAAGCAAGUCUGCGGGAAUCAAGAUACCACCUGAAAUCACCACCAAACUUCGGGCACCCACGACCAAUAACAGCAAAGAACUUGUUCAGACUCUCUUACCUGCGUUCACACAAUUCUUUGGGGCGGACAUGGUGCUGGACCGGGUGCCAAAGCAUCCAUGUGAGGACUUCUCUCUUCUAGCGUCAUCGAAGGGGGUACCGUAUGUUUUCUGGUUUCUGGGCAGGGUUGAUCCAGUAGAAUGGGAGAGGUCGGAAAGAAUGGGAAACAGUUUGGAGACAGUUCCAAUUGAACACUCACCAUUCAACGCCCCUGUUGUUUAUUUAACUUUGAAGACUGGGACAGAUGCGUUGUCGCUAGCAGCAUUAAGUUUCUUCCAAGAAACAGAGCUUUUGGGCAAACAGCUCGCUCAUCUGGGAUGAAAUUGCUCGAAUGAAC
Messenger RNA from Mollisia scopiformis, 1399 nucleotides. Its product is annotated as peptidase family M20/M25/M40 protein. NCBI's taxonomy places the organism in Eukaryota, Fungi, Ascomycota, Leotiomycetes, Helotiales, Mollisiaceae. The transcript is spliced from 2 exons. The record is from RefSeq and is a predicted model, not a curated record. The coding region runs from base 1 to 1383 and encodes 460 amino acids. Gene Ontology annotation, molecular function: hydrolase activity.